Messenger RNA from Limanda limanda (common dab), 3115 nucleotides. Its product is annotated as kinesin-like protein KIF2A. NCBI's taxonomy places the organism in Eukaryota, Metazoa, Chordata, Actinopteri, Pleuronectiformes, Pleuronectidae. The coding region runs from base 122 to 2278 and encodes 718 amino acids. Gene Ontology annotation, biological process: microtubule-based movement. The record is from RefSeq and is a predicted model, not a curated record. The transcript is spliced from 21 exons. Gene Ontology annotation, molecular function: microtubule motor activity; microtubule binding; ATP binding.
CUCCUUUCUGCUGCCUUUCAUCUUCCUCCCAACCAAACACUGCUAAACACAAGAAGCUGCGUCUGCCCGGCUCGCAAUAAGUCGUCGGUCCUGUUCCUGCUAUUUGUUUAAGUAAUGUAGAAUGGCGUCGGCUUUUGGGAAGAUUGUGGUCGGCACUUAUGUGGAGAUAAAGCGCAGUGAUGGACGUAUACACCAGGCGAUGGUGACCUCGCUGAAUGAUGACAACGAGAGCGUCACAGUGGAGUGGAUAGAAAAUGGAGACACAAAAGGGAAAGAAAUUGACUUGGAGAGUAUAUUUGCACUAAACACAGAUGUGGCUCCCGAUGAGGAGAUUGCCCCUAGUCCAGAGACUCCACCCCCACCAACACCCACAUGUCUGAAGAUCAAUAAGAUUGCAAAGAACCGUCGGACGAUAGCACCAAAUAAGAAUGACACUCCGUCCAAGGAUAAUAGAGUGAUUCCGACCCGGGCAAGACCCCAGCAGCCUCAGCAACCAGAGCCGGCGCCACCGCCUCCAUCACAGCAGCCUGUGCUGCCCACUCAAGCUCAGACUCAACAGCAACUACAGAAUGAGUUCUCACAUCACCUGAUAUCCAGAAAGGAGUCUGGACAGCUUUCGAGGAGGAAGUCAAACUGUGUGAAAGAGGUGGAGAAACUGCAGGAGAAGAGAGAGAGGCGUCGGCUUCAGCAACAGGAGCUCAGGGAGAGGAGAGCUCAGGAGGUGGAUACGACCAUUCCUAACUAUGAGAUCAUGUACAUGAUCCGAGAUUUCCGAGCCAGUCUAGACUACCAUCCACUGACAACAUCAGAUUUGAUUGAAGAGCACAGAAUAUGUGUUUGUGUGAGGAAACGUCCACUCAACAAAAAAGAAUUGUCCAUGAAGGAUUUGGAUGUGAUCACCAUCCCCAGUAAGGAUGUGGUGAUGGUGCAUGAACCGAAACAAAAAGUGGACCUGACUCGCUACCUGGAAAACCAGACAUUCCGCUUUGACUUCGCUUUUGAUGAAAGCACCACCAACGAGAUGGUUUACAGGUUCACUGCCAGACCUCUAGUGGAGACCAUCUUUGAGAGAGGCAUGGCCACUUGCUUCGCCUACGGACAGACGGGCAGCGGAAAAACACACACUAUGGGUGGAGAUUUCUCUGGGAAGAACCAAGACUGCGCCAAAGGAAUUUAUGCUUUAGCUGCUCGGGAUGUAUUUCUCAUGUUGAAGAAACCCAACUACAAGAAAUUAGAUCUACAAGUGUAUGCAACCUUCUUUGAAAUCUACAGUGGAAAGGUGUUUGACCUGCUGAAUCGUAAAACUAAGCUGAGGGUGCUGGAGGAUGGCAAACAGCAGGUGCAGAUUUUGGGGCUUCAGGAGAAGGACGUGAAGUGCACAGAGGACGUCCUGAAACUGAUAGAAGUGGGAAACAGCUGCAGAACAUCAGGGCAGACGUCAGCCAACGCUCACUCAUCUCGCAGCCACGCCGUAUUCCAGAUAAUUCUUCGGAGGAAGGGCAAGAUGCACGGCAAGUUCUCCCUCAUCGACCUCGCAGGAAACGAGAGGGGCGCUGACACGUCGAGUGCUGACCGCCAGACGCGACUGGAAGGAGCUGAGAUUAACAAAAGCCUGCUGGCACUGAAGGAGUGCAUCAGGGCUCUUGGCCUCAACAAGCCCCAUACUCCAUUUAGAGCCAGUAAGCUGACCCAGGUCCUGAGAGACUCCUUCAUUGGGGAAAAUUCACGCACAUGCAUGAUUGCAACAAUCUCUCCUGGCAUGACAUCCUGUGAAAAUUCACUCAACACACUACGCUACGCUAACAGAGUCAAGGAGCUCACUGUGGACACCAACCAAGUGAUGGAGGGUGGUCGACCCAACAUCCACGCUGUCAAUCAGCUGGAUCUUUUAGAUGAGCAGUGGCUGAGUAUCUCGCCACAGAGAGACGACUUCAAACUGCUCUGUGAGCAGAAUGAGGAGGAGGUGUCUCCCCAGCUAUUUACUUUCCAUGAGGCCGUGUCUCAGGUAGUGGAGAUGGAGGAUCAGGUCCUUGAGGACCACCGAGCUGUUUUCCAGGAGUCGAUCCGGUGGCUGGAGAAUGAAAAAGAGCUGCUGGAGAUGACAGAGGAGGUGGAUUAUGACGUUGAGUCGUACGCCACUCAGCUGGAGCAGAUCCUAGACCAGAAAAUAGAAAUCCUCAUCGAGCUCCGAGAUAAAGUAAAGUCAUUCCGCUCUACUCUCCAGGAGGAGGAGCAGGCCAGUAAGCAGAUCAAUCCCAAGAGGCCACGUGCUCUUUAGUGACUGGAGGCCGAAGAGAUUUAAGUGACACAUUCAGAAACGUAACCACUAGAUGUUCAGCACAACUCAGGCUGUCAAGAGCAACCGUGAAACAACAUUAAAAAAGGACUGUCUGAUGUAUCAACAGGCUCAAGGAAUCUCAUUUGUCAUGAUCCCUCUCCUCUAACAGAACUGGCUCCUCACUCAAUAUGGUCUUGUAAGAAAACUCGGGAAGGAAAAUAGUUUUUCCUUCUUUUAGUAGAUUUUUUUCAUGAAGAAUGUUUUAGUUUCCUCUCCUUAAAUUAUUUUCUUUUAUACUUCUUUGUACUUUAUUUGAACAGAAUAUUUUUUGACCUGGCUAAAGAAGAGAUCUCCAUCAAUUGUGUUUUUAAGGUUUACCGCAGUGAACCAGUAUUUAAUUAGUGGUUGUCCCUGGCUGACAUGUCUGCAUGUGCACUCAGUGAUAGCUAUGUACACCACUGUCCUAAGAUUUCAUGCUUUGACUCCUCAGUUGUAAAGACAUAUCUCAUAAGCGAUCUCUUCUUUCAUUUCCUCCCUGCUGUAGUGUCGGGCUUCUUCCUAUUUGUGUUUUGUUCCUUGUUUCCCUGAGGUUUCUUCUACAUGUAGUAUGCUUCAGUUUGUGCCAUUGCAUUCUAUGUGGUAACUGACCUAAAAAAAUUCUUACUUUAUGUAAAACAUGUUUUCCACCCCUGUUUAACACUUUGUUAUAAAACUAAACUACAAAAAAACCUGCUAUUAAUAAAUGUAUAGAGACAUAACAUUGGUUAUGUUGCUCAGUGUUUGCACCGGAUGUAAUGCUGGAUGAAGUAAUAAAAGAUUCCUGUCUUUCAUUUUAAA